This is a messenger RNA of Hordeum vulgare subsp. vulgare (domesticated barley), 1224 nucleotides long. RefSeq names its product glycosyltransferase BC10-like. The transcript is spliced from 2 exons. The record is from RefSeq and is a predicted model, not a curated record. Bases 27 to 1109 code for a protein of 360 amino acids. Lineage: Eukaryota; Viridiplantae; Streptophyta; Magnoliopsida; Poales; Poaceae. Gene Ontology annotation, cellular component: membrane. Gene Ontology annotation, molecular function: glycosyltransferase activity.
CGUGGGGCAUCCUCCUCCUCGUUUCCAUGGCCUUUGCGCUCGGCAUCGCGUCCAACUUUCUCCUCCGCUUCCUCCCCGCAACCGCGACCAUGAUCCAGCUCAUUGCCGCCGACCUCUCCGUGCCAGCACUUGUGCUGCGGCCGCCUUCGCUGCGGCUGCUCGGCGACGACAAUGCCAAAGAGAGUGGAAGCAAUGGUGGCAACGAAAGCUGGCGCAUGGUGAUGCUGCACAACAUGACGGACGACGAGUUGCUGCUGGCGGCAUCCAUGGCUCCACGGAUCAGCUCCCUGGUGCAAGGCGCGCCCAAGGUUGCGUUCAUGUUCCUCGUGCGUGGUGAGCUUCCACUGGCGCCACUGUGGGAGAGGUUCUUCCACGGGCACACAGGACUAUUUUCGGUUUACGUGCACCCUGAUCCGUCCUACCUCGGCUCGCCGGAGAAGGGGUCAGUCUUCUACGGCCGCCGGGUGCCCAGCAAGGAAGCUCGUUGGGGGCAAUCAAGCAUAGUGGAGGCCGAGCGCCGGCUACUCGCAAACGCUCUACUCGACACCACGAACGAACACUUCGUCUUACUAUCUGAGACAUGCAUCCCUCUCUACAACUUCACCACGGUCUACUCCUACCUCAUGCAUUCCACUGGUGCCACCUCCUUCAUCGACCUCUUUGACAACGCGAGUUCUCGCGGACGCUAUAAAAGAGCCAUGGCCCCAGCCAUCACGCCUGCUCAGUGGCGUAAGGGCUCCCAGUGGUUUGCUGUCGACCGGAGCCUCGCACUCCGGGUCAUUGAAGACGUGACCUACUUCCCGGUUUUCCAACGCCACUGCAGUGCACCUUGCAUCAUGGAUGAGCAUUAUCUGCCAACAUUUGUCGCCGCCUCUAGGUGCAAUGGGAAUGCAAAUCGUACACUAACAUACACCCGAUGGACGAGGGGACCACAUCCUGAUAGCUAUAACGAAGUAAGUGUUGGUCUUCUUGAGGGAAUGAGGAUCAACAAGAACUGCACCGAUGGUGGAGGGAACACAUCGGUUUGCUACCUCUUUGCCAGGAAGUUUCCAUCACGCGCGUUGCCGGAGCUGCUCAGGCUGGCGCCCAGAGUCAUGCGAUUUGGGUGAGAGCAAAAAAAACUGUAGUACAUUCUCAAAUUGAAGGACAUGUGAUCUUUUGUUGUGAAUUAGUGUGUGAUUUAUUGUACAACUAGAUAAAAAUUUGCCAUUGCAUUUGGUGUGU